GCAGCAGCAGCAGCAGGUCGCGCGUUGUUCCUUCAACUGCAGUCAGCGAUACAGUCGCACCGGCUGCUGCUUCUGCCGCGAAUGAGCAGUACUCUCCCCCGCAGCUGGUGGCGGCCUUGCGAGAGACGUCGGCGCAGUCGCCGCCGCUGGGCGUGGAAGGGAUAUUUUCCGCGAUGGCCCGGGACGACGUCUUUGUGAACGAGCUGUGGCAGAAGAAGCCCUUCUUCUGCGACGCGAGCCUCCCCAGCCUGGCCGGCCAGUACACGCUGGACGACGUCCAGCAGGCAGUCGACUCAGACUUCGUCGAGGCCGGGAGAGGGACGUUCAGUCAGGGAUCUACGGGGUGGAGGAUGGCGCCGGUGUCGACCCCGAGGGGGAAGAGCUUCGAAGACGCCAAGCUGAGGUUCGACGACGUCAAGAACGCGUUGAAAGAGAAGAGCGGGACUGUGGUGGUGAACAGCGCGGGAGCGUACAUCCGGCCGCUCGCGGGCAUCUGCCUGGACGUGAUGGAGGCGCUGGACAUCCCGGUGUGCCUCAACCUGUACAUCACCGCGGCGGGGCAGAAAACGUCGGCACCUCCUCACACCGACAAGCAGGACGUGUUCGUAAUGCAGACGCAGGGACGGAAGCGAUGGAGGGUGUUCCCGCCCCCGCCGCCGCAGGCCAAGCCCAAGGCCGACCCGAUGGCCCGGGGGAAAGGAGCCGACGUGCUCUCGCUGGACGAGAUGAUCGGGGACGGCAAGCCAGGGGCCCUCGUUGACAUCGUGCUCGAGCCGGGACAGUUCCUCUAUGUGCCGGCAGGGUUUCCGCACACGACGGACACCGUCACCGGCAUGUCCGAAGACGACACCGACCCGUCCGUGCACCUGACGGUGGGCGUCGACACUCACAUCUGGGGGCUCAACUACGCCACGCUGCGGUCGUACUCCUUAUCGAGGUCGGGAAAACAGGACGGAGUGAAGCCGCCGCUCGAGAAGUCCUUGGGCGAGCCGGAGUACUGGAGACUGUUUACGGCGCUACCGCUCGGUUUCCUAGGAGAACGCGUCACGUCCGGCUUGACCAGGUGGUCGCAAAUGAAGAAAGCCCAGCUGGACGAGAUGAUAAGCACCGCGACGCGACUGGAGCGUGACCUGCAGCCGGGGCGGUGGGACGAAGCAGUUGCCGACGAGGAGGCGAGUUUUGUCCUCGGAAGCGAAAAGUUGCAGGAAGUGGCCCAGAAGCUCAUGGACCACCACGCGAAGAUGACUAACAUCUUCAAGGAGAUGUACGGGGACGUCAGAUACGGCCUCACGGACGUGCCCAAGGACUCCUGCUUCCUUCGAUCCAGACCCUACCUCGACCUUGUCGAGAGAACCAUGUCGCAGCUGGUUGAGUGGGGCAGCGUCCGCCCCAGCCCUGCCGUUGCCGUGGACGGGGCGGCGGCGGGCGGGGGUCAAGCGGCGGCGGCGGCAUCGCGUACCCCUUCCUCGGGGUUCGGGGGGGCAGCCGCGGCUUCCCCAAAGAAGGGCGGGGGGGCGAAGAAGAAGAAGUCGAAAAAGAAAUGAAGGAGCCCCGCCUCUUGCUGUAGAAUCCGCACCGUGUUUCUGGCAUGGUUGUUGUCUCGCUUCUUCAAGGCCUUGCUUGUUUUUUUUUUUUCUCACCGCUUGAUUGUCUGUGUCUGCUGUAUAGAGAGUGGGUCGGGGGAUCGAUGUCAGUUUUUUUUUAUCGAGUGGUAUGCAGCAGGUGGUGUAUGGCCGAUGAUGGCAGAGGUUGGACGUUGUAAUAAUGGUGCAGCCCAUUGGAUUCGGUCAAGCCUUCAUAGGAAGACCCAGGUUCCGUGGUCGGGGUUGCUUUUGGGUGGAUGUUGGCAGCAGGGCAUGCUUUGUUGAUUAGACUACUCUACGAGUAUAGCACCAUUGCUUGAAAACGCCCCGGUAUGCAGCAGCUUGUUAGCGCCCGCACGUUGGAACUUGCCAGAUGAGGAAUUGAGCCUCGAAAAAACAAAAUCAAAGCACUUGAGUACCAUUUUUGUGAGCUUUGAGAACCCCUUACUCGAACGGCCAUUCGUAGCAUGGACCCGAGGGACUAAGAACCUUAGCCUCGGCCAAUAGUACAGUUUCUGUGCGGGCGCUAACUGUAGAGCAUAGAUAGUUCGCGGCGCUCCAAUCUGGAAAUACGAGUUCCCCCCACCAAGUACAAGCACUGCAACACGCAUGUAUGUAGGGCCUAUCAGACUCCCGACGAACCUGCCUCGACAUGCUGCUACUGCUGUAGCACCCUAGCGAUCAGCAAUUUACAAGGCGCACACCCCUUGGCAAUCUGGCGUACCUUCCAUCGAGCAUGCAGCUACACUGAUUGUACGUAGCCUUGGCGUGUCCCUUGCCUUCUGAGGGCAGUGAGUCAGGAUGGUAUCAGUAGUAGCGCAUGGCGGCGCAAGUACCAUGCGAACCACGAGCGCCUCAUCGCACCCAACUAGCAGGACGCCGUGUUGCAUCACCGAUGGAAUCGGCACUCUAAGGUCUACUACGGCAGUAGAUUCUAGAUAGGUUCCGUAGACUGCUGUAAAUGCUGCUGAAGGCUAUGUGACCGUAGUACAUACUUCACGUCGUUGUUCGUGUGACGCGAUAGAGGCUGGUGAACCCCAGACCGGCCUGGCCGCAAGGUGUUUGAAGCGUGGGCAAGGGAGGUCUGCACAAUUUCACAUGCUACAUGUUUCAUAGAUGGAGGAUGGGUGGUGACGUCGGCGGAGAUGCGGGUUUUCGCUUCAGAUAUACCGUGUAUGACACGAGAUAAGACACCCCCUGGACCGAUUUUCAAAUAUUGAUUUCUCAACAACAAAAAGAGUCACGGUGCCGAAAACGGCGGCGUUGGAACCGCCUUGUCAAGGGAUUUCUAACACUGUAUCGUUUCGUUUAUUCAUCCUCUUGGUCGUGGAGUAAUCGAGCGUUGAAAGUUGGUCCAGGGGGUGUGUUAUCUUGUGUCAUAUACGGUAGUCUGCUGCAUGUUCCGCCGUUUCGCCGUUUGGAUACUGUAGCUCCGCCAGGGUGGGAGGGAGAGAGGGGUUCAGCAGACGAACGACGGGAUGAGGGUUCUUUGAUGCGUUCACAUAUCUACACAACUUGCUUUGUAUUGAACCAGAUCGGCUCAGAGUAUUUGCAUCACGAGGCGAGAGAAGCGGCGUAUGGUUGGUUUCUUGGUUGUUCACUGCGGGCGCCGUCGCUAUUCUGCCGGCAAACCACACGCCCCAAGAAGCGGAAUGGCGGUUGCAACCAGAUUAUUCAGGAUCCAAUUCCGCCGAACAUGAAUUUUUAGACUACUACGGUAGACCGGAUUGGUAGCCGCCACGUAUGGCCCUCACCACGAGAAGUGGGAGGAUGCACGCGUGCCAUGGUACCGCUGUAUUGCUCAGUCCAGGUUGCCUGUACUCGACACUUCGUCGUGCCGGCAAGAGCACGCUGUAUCUUCCCCGUGUUAGACCUCAGUUUUGCGCCGUUGUUUGGUUACACACAUGAUGACCGGUCGCCCCGGUGGUCUUGUGGGUAGCCUCGCAGCCUGCCAAGGGCCAGGUCAUGGGUUCGAGUCCCGGCAGAGUGAGUUUUUUUCUCACUAAAUAAAUCCUGGUCUAGGAUGAAAGCGACGCGCUGCAAAGUUCGUUGUUAGUAAACCAUAGAUUAAUCGACUUCGUAAGUCGCGAGGGAAGGGAUUGCUGUACCCUUCUCGCUAUAAAAAUACCUCAGGCAGGAACCGCAGGAGGGGGUCCAGCCCCCCCCUCCUAUAUAUGUGACCCCGGUUGGGUCGUCUAGCUAGUAGAAGUGGAGGAUUGGGGCCAGAGGGGCAGACGACAGAGUCCAAUGAUGCGACAGAAAAAAAAAAAAGUCUAUGCAGCAGCACCACGAAAUCAAGACAAAGAGAGGGUACCGCCGCGCGAACACACGCAAGCGCCAAAUCGGCGAAAGGAUCGAGUGUACAUGAGGUGACCUUAGAGACAGUUCCCGCCACUUGCUGUUGGUGGAGAUGGUGUUGUCCCUGGGUUGUCUCGCGGCAUCUCAAUGUGCUUCAGUCGCUCCCGAAGCGAGGUGAAAAAUGGUGUCCUUUCGCAGCCCGUGUGCCUCCUUGCGCCACUACCGGGUGUAGAUGUUUCCGCUUGCCGCGUAUCCACUCUGCUCUCGAGCACUAUUUCGCUACGUAUUAGUGGCCAACGUUUUUGUCAACAACCGAAGCCGCGGGCGUGCAGAGUGUGUACUGCGGGAUUGAUAUAGACUCUAUCCUGGUGCAGUGUGUAUUUCUUGUUGUGUACAGUAGGCUCAGAUCUGAACUUUUGCUGCGAUGGCACCGUCGACGAUUUGAUGUCUUUGAUCGAGAAUCGAGGAAUGAAUUCGGUCCGAGAUGCAACACUGUACGAUAGGUGUAGCCAUGGUCGUGAUGAUGCCAACAACGUUAGCGUCCAAACACCCCCAUCGGCUUCAUCCAAACAACAACCGCAGCAAGAGCAGGUGUUCCACCUACACCCACAGUAUCUCCAAAUGCACAAGAAAUCCAAGAGAAGGAGGGUCCCUAGUUGACAUUCAAUGCUAACUUCAUGCACCUCUCCGGACAUCAGAGUGGGUUUGGAAACGUACUUGCCGCAAUUGUCAACUCUGACUGUAAAAGAGCCAGGACAGGGUUACGGACGCAGCUACGCCUCAGUAUGCCGUAUGGGGAGCAUUCGCAUGACGUGCGCCAAUGGCUGCNUUGUACCGGCGUCUUAGCGGCGAGUACGUCCGCGAGUCAGUUGCGCAGUCGUCUCGAAGAAGUUACCUGUCGGGUUGGCGGGCUUGGUGUGCUUUUCGCCGCAUGUUUGGCGAGUCGGAGUACCUCUCGGUGGAUGUGGAUGGUGCUGGGCUGGAACAAGCACUUUUGGAGUUUGUGGCGUGGUGUUGUGCAGAUAAGGGUAACAUUGCACCGACUAUAUCCGGCAAGCUCGCCGCGGCACAGUACUUUCAUCGAGUCGACAAGCAGCUUGAGUUGCCUACCGGUGCGCCUCUUAUCAAAUGGAGUUUGUUGGGUGUCGCACGUGUUAACGUUCGAGCGGGUACGAAGAGUCGGACUCGUGUUCCCGUCUCGUGGGAGAUGUUGUUGGAAGGACAGCAGUUGACGGCGUCGUGGGGUACAGGUGGCCGCGUGUUGUGGCUGUGUUUGGCGUUAUCGUACUUCCUGGUGGCGCGUUCACAUGAGGUUUUUGCCACCCUGUCGGGACAAUGCCACCAGGUGCAUUGUUUGCGGCGUAGCGACGUCAAAUUCUUUGAUGGGGAGCACGUGCUCGCCCCGUUGAACUGGCACAAGGCCACAGGAGUUCGGGUUCGGUUUCGCGCCACAAGGGGAAUCAAUCGGAGACGGGGGCGUGCGUUACACGGGGGCGCGAUGUAGCACGAGGCGCGAGCUCUCAGAUUGGAGCCGGUGGCGGUGCCGUGGCGGUGUUGGUGGAAUUGAUGGCGUGCCAUCUCGCUUUACCUGAGAUCGCCCCUCUGUGCUCGUUUCGCUGUAGGAGGAGCAAUACGGUUAAGGUUUGGGGAUACUCCAAAGCUCUUAGCGCCCUUCGCCAGGUUGUGGAGAAGGCAGGUGGCGACCCGAGACAGGUUGGCUCGCAUUCGUUGAGAAUCGGGGCCGCCACCACGUUGGCAGCAGGAGGAGACGUACCGGACAGAAUUAUACAGAGAGAGGGUAGAUGGAAGGAAGGUUCGGGUACGUUCAAAAUAUGUACUAGGAAUAAUAUGGUGGACGUAGACAUGGUAUCCCGUAAACUAGUGAAGAGGAAGAAGACGGAGCAGAAGAAGGGUUAGCAUACACGAAGGUACGGGCAAGGGGACAGAAUGCCAUCCCACUAAACGUCGAUGUUGGUGGAUGUCAAUGGUAUGGAGUACCAUUGGGGGUCUCGGUGUACUGAGACGGCAUUUUGUUAGGGCCUGCCAGUUGACAUGGA
Ectocarpus sp. CCAP 1310/34 is the source of this 5938-nucleotide messenger RNA. Lineage: Eukaryota; Phaeophyceae; Ectocarpales; Ectocarpaceae. The record is from the annotation of a GenBank genome assembly.